AUGUUUUCGGCCGUUCUCUCAAUCAAGGGCAAGCGUCUUUUGGGCCUCAAGCCCGACUGGACUGCGCCUUUGCUCCACUUAAGCUACGCAGUUGCAGCAGUCAGCUCAAGCUUCUCGGCAAUGACGGGCUCAUCAGCCAAUAUGGAGGAAGUACAGACGCAGCCGAGGCGUCCUCCCGUUUUACCCUGGAAGCUCACCCACUCGCAAAGUGGGCCGGAGCCUGGAUGUGACAGCUCAGGGCUCUGGUCAGCCGCGCUCAGCUCUGCGGGCUCGCAGAUGAGUUCGACCAGCCUGAACAGUCCUCUGCUAGGUCGACGUCAAUCCGCUCCAACUCGUCAACACAGCAGGCGGUGGCUCAAGCGGGUCCUUGUGCUCGCAAUCAUCGUCGUGCUCAAAUUCAUCUAUGAUCUCGCUAUCCGUCAGAACACUUUCCAGACUCCAAGCAGCAUGAGUGCGCCUUUGCGAGCUCAGUCUGACAGUCAAGCAGAGCCGUCGACUAUGCCAGAUUUCAAUGGGACCGAUGGAACCGGCAGGUCGAGGUGGCAAGAGAUCAGCGAAGCGCUUUUGCGCUCAGCCUCGAUGUCAUUCUCGCGUCUAUCAUCGAAUGUCAACCCAGAGCCGGAUAUCGAGCCAGAGCGCGAGGAAGAAGUCGAGCUGGCUCUGACUGCUCCCCCGCGUCCCUCGGCGACAAGUAGGACUGACGAAUCAGAGCAACCAUCGGAAGACGUAGACAGCCCACAGCCCACGCCAGAGCUAGACUCGCCCCAGGCGAGCCUGCUGUCGGUCUCGAAUGCCACAGCGUUGUCACGGCCAGCGCGAUUGCCCAGAUGUCGGCGAACAAUGCUCUUUACCUUGUCGCCACGACAUGGAUUUGCAUCAGAGUGGAACACGAUCAACAGGCUACAGCUGCUCGCAGAUCGGUUCGGAUACGUGCUUGUCUUCGAUGACCACCUGUGGAACUACGGCCAAUGGUCAGAUUACUUCGAGCCUAUCGAAUACGGUUGUCGCCCGCCUUUUGUGCGCGAGAGGCGCCGAGCACAGAUCGAAAAGUACGCUGGCACAGACUCAAAUGUCAGGGACACGCUCGCUCGUCCUCAUUGGACGCGCUCGCGCCAUAUCUCCGCAUCGCAUAUAGACUUGCAUUAUCUUGAUGAUCUCAUUCUUGACAUGUUUACGAAUGCCUCACGCAUGACACGCAUACACCACUUUGACUUGCUCAACUAUCCACCCGCGUUACCUCUGUCCGGGACGGAUACACUUCCACCGUACUUCGAGGCCGUCUUUGCAGCAAUUAGCCAGGCCAACGAUAGGAUAUGGAAGCCAAAUGCCGUCAUCAGAGGCAUGAUCGACAACUUACGAGCUGCCCUCAUCCCACCUGUUCCGGCGCCGAGACCCACAAUCGUGGGCGCACAUAUUAGAUUGGGCGACAAAUGCAAUGAGCUGGGCGACACUAAACUUAGUCCUCUGAGGUUCGCAAAGCCUAGCGUACUCGCACAAUACAAGCUCGAAAAGGCAAAGACGAUCUGCGCCGAGCUUCGCAAAGGCGGCGGCUUAGACGACGAAAAGGCGACAAUAUUCCUGCAAGCUACAGAGGUUGCUGUGGCGACCGUACAAGUCAACAGGACUGCUCCAACCUCUUCGAAGCCGAAGCUCGUGCUGAUGAGUGACGAUCCGCAUGUCAUGUCUGCACUCGAGGCUCAUGUCACGGACGCCUCGGUCAAUAUCGUGAGCACCAGCACGGCACUUCCGCAAGCCAAUAAUGCGUUCAAGGGCGGCUUUCCCGGGCAAAAGUUCAAUGACUUGCCACUCGCGAUGCGCGUUGGCAAUACGCAAGAGAUGCUGCGCGAUCUCACCUUCUUCCGCGAAGAGGCCGAUGCUGUCUUGUUGACGGGCAGCUCGAACGUUGGCAGGCUGCUCAUGACGCUCGUCGGCCCGUCACGCUGUCUGAACAAUCGUUGCAUCAGCGCAGACGUUAGAUACUUCCCCACCGCAUAUUUCUCCUAG
Mixia osmundae IAM 14324 is the source of this 2004-nucleotide messenger RNA. RefSeq lists its product as uncharacterized. Lineage: Eukaryota; Fungi; Basidiomycota; Mixiomycetes; Mixiales; Mixiaceae. Gene Ontology annotation, biological process: protein N-linked glycosylation. The record is from RefSeq and is a predicted model, not a curated record. The coding region runs from base 1 to 2004 and encodes 667 amino acids. The transcript is spliced from 4 exons. Gene Ontology annotation, molecular function: alpha-(1->6)-fucosyltransferase activity.